AUGUACCCCCUCUGCCCCCCCCAAGACCUCGCGUCCCCCCGGGGCCCCUCGGCCCCCUCGUCGCCAGCCCCCUCGUCGCCCUCCUCCCCGACGUCGUCGUCGUCGUCGUCGCUGUCGCGUCGUCGCCAGAAGCAGCGUCGCAGCCGCACCAACUUCAGCGCCGAUCAGCUGGGCGAGCUCGAGGGCCUCUUCGACGAGACGCACUACCCCGACGCCUUCAUGCGGGAGGAGCUCAGCCAGAGGCUCGGACUCUCCGAGGCACGAGUUCAGGUUUGGUUUCAGAACAGGAGAGCCAAGUGCCGGAAGCAAGAAAAUCAACUUCACCGAGGUGUGUUCUUCAGCGCGAGCUCGCACCUGGACGCGUGUCACGUGGCCCCCUACCUCAGCAUCAACUCCCUGCGCCUCCCCUUCCAGCAGGUCCAAAUGGAAGGGAUCUCCCCGCAUGCGACUCUGCAAGCCGCUCAUCCUCCAUACGUCCUCUUCCCUCCACCUCCCUCGUCCAUCGCCGCCGCCUCCUCGUCCACCUCGUCGAUUGUUGCAGCUGCAGCUGCUGCUGCUGCUGCUGCCAAGACGAAGACGUCGAGCAUCGCGGACCUGCGGCUCAAGGCGAGGAGGCACGCGGCCGCCCUGGGGCUGUGA
Molecule: messenger RNA, 639 nt
Organism: Lethenteron reissneri (Far Eastern brook lamprey)
Lineage: Eukaryota; Metazoa; Chordata; Hyperoartia; Petromyzontiformes; Petromyzontidae
Product: short stature homeobox protein-like
Biological process (GO): regulation of transcription by RNA polymerase II
Cellular component (GO): nucleus
Molecular function (GO): DNA-binding transcription factor activity, RNA polymerase II-specific; sequence-specific double-stranded DNA binding
Source: RefSeq, a predicted model, not a curated record